AUGUCGAUACGGAUCGCACUUGAUGCCGCCCCCGAGUUUUAUACGAACCUGGACUUCGUGGAGGGGCGCGUCAUCCUGGGCCUAAACAGGCCAGAGAAUAUCGGCAAUAUUGUUGUCAAACUCGAGGGCGAGUGCAAGACCGCCGUCACACUUAGCGAGAGAGACCCGAAUCUUCCUCGCGCUCCGGGGGCACACGAUUUUGUUACGGAAACACACAAGCUGCUCUACCUCGUUGAGCAGGUGUACCCCGAUGCGCGGUCUGCAGCCUCCAUGGCCGUUGGCGCCAUGCCUGGCGUGCUGUUUCCCGGCCAGCACGAAUUUCGCUUCAAGUUCAAGGUGCCUCUGAACAAUAUCUGCGGGAAUCCGAAUGCGAUGGCGGCGCUCAACGGCAUCGGCGGUGUUGGAGGGGCUGGCAACUCGGGGUUUCUUGGCUUUGGUGGAUUCCGCACCAUGGAUGGCAGCAAGCAGUUGAUGCUGCAGCACGUGCGAACCACACUCCCACCAUCGGUGACAGGGUUUCCAAGAAAAGCAGAAGUCCGUUAUUACAUCAAGGUCACCAUUCAAAGACCAGGCUUUUUCAAGGAGAAUUGGAGAUAUCAGAUCGGUCUAAAAUUUCUUCCAGUCGAGCCCCCUCGUCCGACUCUGACCGGGCAAGAGGCAUUUGCCAGGCGGCCCUUUCUCUUCAAACCUAGAACUCCCGGGACUAUGAAAAGGAAAAGCUCCUUCUUUGGUUCAAAAAGCAAUCAGACAGACACAGAGAAUCAGGUCCCCCCUUCGUUCGAGGUUUCGGCACGACUCCCACAUCCUACCAUUCUGACCUGCAAUAAGCCUAUGCCGUUACGCUUAAUAGCCAAGAAACUCGCUGCGUCGCAGGAGCAGGUCUACUUGACCUCCAUCGAGGUCGCCCUCAUAGGAUAUACAAAUAUCCGGGUGUACGAUCAUCAGCAUGCCGAAGUGACUCGAUGGAUCGUAAGCUCCGCCAACAACCUGGCAAUACCUGUGGGAAACCCUGCAGAUGCUGUGGACACGGAAACCGUGCUUCCAGACCACCUGUGGGCGCACCAACCAUUACCAAACACUGUCGCUCCGUCGUUCACGGCCUGCAACCUCUCUCGCAGUUAUGAGCUUGAAGUCCGACUCAGUCUAAGCUGGGGGCUUCCAAACAAAAGCGGCAAGGCCAGCGCACCUUAUCCGCAAGUUAUAUUUCUACCCCUGAAAAUGUCCAAGGUCGAGAUCUUCUCCGGCAUUCAUCCUCCCAAAGAAUUACUGCAGCCCGCAAGGAAAAGGCCGCAGGCUCCGCCUCUUCCACCGCGGACAGCCACUGCUUCUUCCACUGCACCGCCGUCUGACCCCCUCUACCCGCCACAACUAGGACCUACAAAUGCUCCGCAACCCGACGAUGCACCUCCCAGCUACGACGAGGCCAUGGCACAAGACAUCACCGCACCUCAGGAGAGACCGGCCUAUAGCGGCGUGACGGCUGAGAAUGAUCCUAGCAUAGUGCCUCCUGAGAAGUCUGGGUUACACUAG
Molecule: messenger RNA, 1530 nt
Organism: Neoarthrinium moseri
Lineage: Eukaryota; Fungi; Ascomycota; Sordariomycetes; Amphisphaeriales; Apiosporaceae
Exons: 1
Coding region: 1-1530 (509 amino acids)
Biological process (GO): ubiquitin-dependent endocytosis
Cellular component (GO): cytosol; cytoplasm; plasma membrane
Molecular function (GO): ubiquitin protein ligase binding; protein-macromolecule adaptor activity
Source: RefSeq, a predicted model, not a curated record